Orycteropus afer afer is the source of this 321-nucleotide messenger RNA. RefSeq names its product cytochrome c oxidase assembly factor 3 homolog, mitochondrial. The transcript is spliced from 2 exons. The record is from RefSeq and is a predicted model, not a curated record. Gene Ontology annotation, cellular component: mitochondrial inner membrane. Gene Ontology annotation, biological process: mitochondrial respiratory chain complex IV assembly. NCBI's taxonomy places the organism in Eukaryota, Metazoa, Chordata, Mammalia, Tubulidentata, Orycteropodidae. Bases 1 to 321 code for a protein of 106 amino acids.
AUGGCGUCAUCUGGGUCUGGAGACCCUCUCGAUGCUAAGAGUGGAAAGGGCCCAAUGGCUCAGCGCAUCGAUCCAACUCGGGAAAAGCUGACUCCCGCGCAGCUGCAAUUCAUGCGGCAGGUGCAACUCGCUCAGUGGCAGAAGACGCUGCCACAGCGGCGGACCCGGAACAUCGUGACCGGCCUGAGCAUCGGGGCCCUGGUGCUUGCUAUCUAUGGCUACACCUUUUACUCGGUGUCCCAGGAGCGCUUCCUAGAUGAGCUAGAAGAUGAGGCCAAAGCCGCCCGAGCGCGGGCCCAGGCAAGAGCGUCAGGCCACUGA